AUGGAAUGUAAACAGCAGACAGCAACGGCUGUUGCUGCUGUCCGGCAAUCUGCACUUGCUGGUCUUCUUUUUUCUAUUGUGAUGGUUUUACUUAUCGUUGAUGGUACAUUAGCUAGUACUGAAGCAGAGAUUAUUUCAACACAAGAUGAAAUUAUAACUUAUAUUAAUCAUACAGCUAAAUUAUCAUGUAUUAUACAAAAUAAAAAUCGACAUCAUAUCACAUGGUCUCGUAUUACAUUUAUAAAUGAAACACAAAAAAUAACAAAUCUUUUAUUUGUUGAUCUAUUAAAAUAUACUCCAUCUAGUCAAUAUCAUUUAACACACAUGAUUGAACGAGAUAAUCGUGAAUAUUGGAAUCUUGAAAUACGUAAUGUUCAUUUAUCUGAUCAAGGUUAUUAUAGUUGUGUAUUAACAGCAAUUAAGCCAAUAUCAAAAAUAUUCCAUGUCAAGGUUCUCGAAAAUACACGCAAUCCUUUACUUGCAUUACGUUCAACAUCAGAUGCAUAUACAAAUAAUUUACAACGACGAUCAAAAGAAGAAAUUUUCUCAUCACUAUCAUUAUUUUCAUCAUCGAUAUUAACAAUUUUUUUAAUGAACAUUAUAUUAAUCAUAAUUUGA
Molecule: messenger RNA, 618 nt
Organism: Rotaria sordida
Lineage: Eukaryota; Metazoa; Rotifera; Eurotatoria; Philodinida; Philodinidae
Source: the annotation of a GenBank genome assembly